AGAACGCCUCGCUGUAUUGAUUAGAGCCCAUAGAGGGGGAUACUACACUGCAACAGCAAUAGCAAUACAACACUGAAAUAAUUGCGUUGGGUUUUAAUGUUCUAUAUUUAACGUUAGUCUGGUCAGUUUGUACCGGUUAAAUGGGUCUGUGCGUUCUUUAAUCGUUCAGUUCAAAGUCGGCUUUUAGUUACCAGUACUUCACUGGCAGUUAACUCGUCAGGACAACGGAUGAGUUAAGGUGUUCAGUGAAUGGAUCAGAAGCAACUUGCUACAAGUUAUCAAAAAGCGCCUGUUUCUUGAGGAAUUCAUGUGAAUUUCUUAAACUUUGUGGACGGACUCACUGGACACGUGAAGGAGUGGCGAUGGAUGAAGAUAAAAACAUGCAAAAGUCUUCUGUUUGUAUAUACCGCUAAGCGCAAGACCCGAGGGGGGUAAUCAUCUGGGCACAGUACACUGACACUUCAGUAACAGAAAAGCGAGCCGCCAGAGUUGAACCGUGGAGUAGUAUUUAGAGGACACGGGCUAUCAUGGAUAAGAAUGGAACCGACCAUCAGAAAACAUGCAGGGAUAAUGAGUCCAGCCGGGCACGUAGAGGUAACUCUGUUCACAUCAUCUCAGGGGUGGUCCUUGAUGAAUUACAGAAAGCUUCCAUGAUGAAGAGAAAUGAAAAAUAUAGUUCUUUACCUAUUGGAGAAAAAGGGGUGGACAUCAUUAACAUCAAGGCCAUUGAGGACAUUGGAUAUGUCCAAACAGAUGCCAUGAUUUUAAACUCUGUGGUUCCUGAACAGGACUCCAGCUGCCAACAAGGCUUGUACUUCCAAGAUGGCAGCAGGAGGGUGGAUUACAUUCUUACCUACCACAUCAAGAAAUCCGGGGCCUUCAGGAAGCAGCCAACACGCCACGGAGGCAGUGCCUCUAACCGUUCCACCAAGAAAGACCAGCCUCAACCUGGCAACAAAAACGACCCUGAGAUUGGAGAGCAGGACCACAUUAUAGAUUACCACGAGGAUGACAAGCGAUUCCGCAGGGAAGAGUUUGAAGGCAAGCUCUUGGAGGCUGGCCUAGAACUGGAGAAGGACGAGGAUACAAAAACCUAUGGGAUAGGAUUUGUGAAAAUUCACGCUCCUUGGCAUGUGCUCUGUAGAGAGGCAGAGUUUAUGAAGCUCAAAAUGCCAACCAAAAAGGUGUAUGAGGUUAACCACGGCAAUAACUUUGUGGAGAAAAUCAACACCUUUAUUUAUAAAAUGACAGAACCACUUCACCCCAACGUGGAAGAAAAAAGAAUAUCCUCAGUGAAGCACCUCUCCUAUCCUUUCUCAAGAGAAAAGCAGCACUUGUUUGAUUUAUCAGACAAAGAUUCCUUCUUUGACAGUAAAACAAGAAGUACAAUAGUUUAUGAAAUACUGAAGAGGAUAACUUGUACUAAAGCCAAAUACACCAUGGGGAUUACCAGCCUGCUUGCCAAUGGAGUUUAUAAUGCAGCCUAUCCCUUACAUGAUGGUGAUUGUGAAGAUGAAAAUGCUAAUGACAGAAAGCUCUUGUAUGAAGAAUGGGCAAGCUACAGUGUCUUUUACAAGUACCAGCCUAUUGAUUUGAUCAGGAAAUAUUUUGGGGAGAAAAUUGGUCUGUACUUUGCCUGGCUUGGCGUUUACACACAGAUGCUUAUCCCAGCAUCCCUGGUUGGGAUUAUUGUUUUUCUCUAUGGCUGUGCUACUCUGGAUGAUAACAUCCCUAGCAUGGAGAUGUGUGACAAUCGUAUCAACAUCACAAUGUGCCCCCUGUGUGAUCGAACCUGCAGCUACUGGAAGCUCAGCACCGCCUGUGCCACGGCACGUGCCAGCCAUCUCUUCGACAACCCAGCUACUGUCUUCUUCUCCAUCUUCAUGGCACUGUGGGCUGCCAUGUUCAUGGAGCACUGGAAGAGAAGACAAAUGCGGCUCAAUUACAAAUGGGAUCUGACAGGCUUUGAGGAAGAGGAGGAAGCAGUCAAGGACCACCCAAGAGCUGAGUAUGAAUCCAGAGUCAUGAAGAAAUCAAUGAAAAAAGAGCACAGAAAAAGAAAGAAACACCCGGAGGUUGUGAACGAGGGAACAAACAAAUGGAAACAAACAGUUGAAACUGCCAUGGCUGGGGUCAAGCUGACUGAAAAAGAGAAGCUGACCUGGAGGGACAGAUUCCCUGCCUACGUGACAAACGCGGUCAUGAUUCUGUUCAUGAUCGGUCUGACGUUUGCAAUAGUGUUUGGAGUGAUCCUCUACCGGAUCUCCACAGCUGCAGCUCUGGCUAUGAGCUCCAGCCCCAGCACCAAGUCCAAUGUGCGGGUCACUGUCAUGGCCACAGCAGUCAUCAUCAACCUGGUGGUCAUCCUAAUCCUGGAUGAGGUCUACGGGUACAUUGCCAGAUGGCUGACUCUGAUCGAGGUCCCAAAAACUGACAAAAGCUUUGAGGAGAGGCUGAUUUUCAAGGCAUUCGUACUGAAGUUUGUGAACGCAUUCACACCUAUAAUGUAUGUUGCUUUCUUCAAAGGAAGGUUCGUUGGCCGUCCAGGAAACUAUGUCUAUGCAUUUCAGUCUUUCCGAAUGGAAGAGUGUGCACCAGGAGGAUGUCUCAUGGAGCUGUGUAUUCAACUCAGUAUCAUUAUGUUGGGUAAACAGCUCAUCCAGAACAACCUGUUUGAGAUUGGAAUUCCCAAACUGAAGAAGCUGAUCAGAUACUUCAAGUCAAAAAGAACGUCUGUGCCGGAGGAAGAAAAUAACAAGAAGCUACAGCGCUAUGAGGUUGACUACUACCUGGAGCCAUUUGCAGGGCUUACACCUGAGUACAUGGAAAUGAUGAUACAGUUUGGAUUCGUUACCCUGUUUGUGGCUUCAUUUCCACUGGCUCCCCUGUUUGCAUUGUUAAACAAUAUUAUUGAGAUUCGCUUGGAUGCUAAGAAGUUUAUAGCAGAACUCAGGAGACCAGUGGCUGCACGAGCAAAAGAUAUUGGUAUCUGGUACAACAUUCUAAGAGUAGUAGCGAAACUGGCAGUCAUCAUUAAUGCAUUCGUGAUCGCGUUCACGUCUGACUUCAUUCCACGCCUGGUGUACCUGUACAUGUACAGUACAGACGGCUCCAUGCAUGGCUUCAUCAACCACACCCUGUCCUACUUCAACGUCAGCGACUUCAAGUCAGGGACUGAGCCAAUUGAGCCCAUGCAGCUGGGCUACAAGGUGGAAAUAUGCAGAUUCAAAGACUACAGAGAGCCCCCAUGGUCACUGAAUGGUUAUGACAUCUCCAAACAAUUCUGGGCUGUCUUGGCAGCCAGAUUAGCAUUUGUCAUUGUCUUCCAGAACCUGGUGAUGAUCAUGAGUGACUUUGUGGACUGGAUGAUCCCAGACAUUCCCAAGGACAUUAGCGUGCAGAUCCAUAAGGAGAAGGUACUCAUGGUGGAGCUGUUUCUGAAAGAAGAACGGGGCAAGCUGCAGAUGCUGGAGAACUUGAUAGCAAGGGGCAAGGAGGCCAAGAGCAUGGAGAACUGUCACAACCACAGUCCCAUUAACCGACCCCAGAGCCACAAGGGAAGCAACACUACUUUGCAUUCACAAAACAUUGAUGUAUAAGAGAUGGCUUUAAAAAAAAAAAAAAAAAAAGCAUAACAUUCAAAAUGUUAUUUGUCUGGGCAUUCCAUAGAGUGAUAUGUACUUGAGAAGAAAGCUUGACUGGACAGCAUCAUGGUCCGAGUUAUGUUUCAGUAUGUAACUGCCGAUCUCAGUCCUGUCAUUGUUCAGUUAAAGCAAUGAUCUUACAAAUGUGGAGGACCACAAAACAAUCCAGCACAGGGAAAUGUGUUUAGUAGUCUCUAUGGUUAGUGAACGUACAGAAUAUCUUCUUAAACAGAUGCAGCUUACUCGGCAUGAUUUUAGGAUGAGCCUGAUUUUAGAAAUAGCUUCUCAUUUCCAUUCAUGAGCUGAUAACCUAAUUGUUAAAAAAAAUAUAUAUAUAUAUGUAUUUUUAUUGUUUUUAUUUUUAUUUUUUUUAAUUAAAAAAAUUGCUAUCAUUAAAAUGUGUAAAAAUCUAAUCUUAGAAUCAGGGAUUUAAUUGACAGUUUUUAAAAGUGAUCAAUGAACAAACACUAAACAAUAAUAUAAUGAAAAAAUAUGCCUUGUCCUUUUCCGAUUUUUUUUUUUUUUUUUACAAUCGAGAAUGUUUCCUGCUUUUUAAACUGUUCUUCCUUGGAAAAAUAUUUAUUUUAUAUUUUAAUGAAAGAAGAUGUUUGAAUAUGUAUUUACCCAAUCGCCACAUAGAUCCCAACCUAUUAACCCUUUACUCUCUGGCUGUAUAAGCGGUAUGUGUGGAGGUACAAUGUUGGGGUUAGAAGUGAGCACUUUGACAGAUUAUAUAUAUAUAUAUUUAAUAUUUUGCUCCAAAAAAAAACAGAUCUUCUCACAAAACGGUACAUUGAUUCCUAAUAACUUGAAAUAACUAUCGGGAACAAUAGGUGUAUGUUUUUAGGUGGUUUCCCCUUAGAUGUACCUAGUGGGAAAAAAAAACACUUCUGCAAAAGGCUUCAAAAAAAAAAAUGCAAUUGUUUUUAAACCAUUGGAAUAUGCUACUCACCCAUUCUGAAAGCUAGUGGAUACGGUAAAUUAGAUUUAUAUUCAUAACUUUAAGGUGUGUCACUUAUCUUUAGACGCUUUAUAGGUCCCUGUUGUUUUUGUUAAAUAUAUGCGAGUUACUUAAAAUCUGAAGGUCUACAGUGUUCCAAAUGUGUAACAUUGCCAUCAGCAAUACAGUACUACAUACAUUUAAAUUGACGUUUUUAAUGCAUUCGUCAACAACUCAAACUUUAAUUUCUUUCAAGAUACUGUUUGUAUUUUCUAUAUUGUAUAUCCCUCUCCACUACCCUUUAAUGUUAGGUGCGAAUGUUUUUUUAAAACUAUGUAACAUACGUCAAAGUUUCCCCCUGAAAUGAAUCUGAGGAGAGGAGCUGGAAAUCAUGUAUCCAGUCGACAUGGAUUGACCCUAUAGAGUAUAGACUAGGUCGGAAGAAAGCCUGACUUUGGAGAGACGCACAUAGCAUCAUAUUAAUUUGUGAAUGGGAGUUUGUGGAACAACAAGGAAGUCGAAGACGUCUUUUAUAAACGAUAAUCAAACAAAAUUCUCAAACUGCAAUAAUCGACUUGAUUACCAAGAAGAGCUCAGUAUCUAGGUUAAAUAAUCUGACAGAAGUGAUAUUUUAUUUUAUUUAAGUACAGGUUUUUUGUUAAGUAUGAACAUGUUCUACUUGUAUCAAAUUAAUGUGAUUGGGCUUGUCGAUACAGUAGUCCUUAACUUCAGUAGAUGCGGAUGGCAAAUGGCUAUUUCCCAAAUGUUUUCCUUAAACUGUUUAAAGUGAUUUGAAAUCUGAAAACUCAAAAUAGACAUAAAUGAUGUGAUUAUGAAUGGAGUAUACACCACAGUGUAAUACUUUUAAGGGCCUAUUGUUUUACCAUUUGAUUAUUAGGAAGAGGAUAGCAUUUUUUUGUGCAAUAUGUUCCAUAGUAAACAAACCUUAGAUGCUGUGGACAUAGAUAUAUUCUCCCCUAACUGAAAAGCUGUUGUUUUAAUUUUAAGUAUCACAAUAUUUAACAGUUACAGGUCCCUUUCUGUGGUUUCAUAUCAAAUCUGUUCUGAUUUGUUGAACAUUUCAUAUUUGUAAAUAUGCACACUUGUAUCAGUACGCUAGAUAUGAAAAUACUGACCAUUACUCCAUUUUCACAUCAUUAUUAUUGUCUUAUGUACUUUUAAAUAAAUAAAGAAAAAAACAGCAGAUUCUUUAGUAAGAUUUAGAAAAAAAAUAAUAACUUUGUUCUGAUUAUGCUUACAUCUACUAAUUAAAUCUUUUAUUAACGGUAUAGCAGUACUUACUUAAAGUACAUUAAUCCUGGUGUUUGGUGAAACCUUGAAAGGUUUUUUUUUUCUUUUUUGUUUUUUGUUUUUUGCUUGCUUUGCUCUGGCAACUGAAAACUGGGGCUAUUUUAUAUGUCAACUAUUUUAUCCAGAAGUAGAAACUCCUAUAAUUACAAUUUCUUUGCAUAAUAUUUUUAUUGUAUCUAACAAAGAAAGAAGUUGUAAAUGUAUACAGAUCUACUUUUUAGUUUUGAGGGCAAAUUUAUUCAUAAUAAAUAAACUUAAUAGUAUGUA
Acipenser ruthenus (sterlet) is the source of this 6162-nucleotide messenger RNA. RefSeq names its product anoctamin-1-like. Gene Ontology annotation, molecular function: protein dimerization activity; chloride channel activity. The coding region runs from base 528 to 3599 and encodes 1023 amino acids. Lineage: Eukaryota; Metazoa; Chordata; Actinopteri; Acipenseriformes; Acipenseridae. Gene Ontology annotation, cellular component: plasma membrane. Gene Ontology annotation, biological process: chloride transmembrane transport. The record is from RefSeq and is a predicted model, not a curated record. The transcript has 29 exons.